UGUUUUGAUAACGGCUGAGGAAGUAGCUGUCAUUUGCUCUCGUCUCGCCGAUUUCUCGUCCAAGCAAUAGUUCUCUCGUCAAAACCGAUAGGAAUUAAACGACUAAUGUAACCGUUUCACAGAAAGCCACAAUGGGAUUUACAAUGAGACGCUUCCUUGGUGUUAAACCGUCGAAAGCGCUCCUGUUGUUGCCUUUUCUGUUGACUUUAUUGCUCGUCGGGAGCCAAGGCGAGAGCAAUGCGAUGGACAAUGUCGCAACUGAGAGGAUGGCUGAGGAAAGCCACCGUCAGGACAGUGCCAAUCUACUGAUAUUCAUAAUGCUCCUAACACUCACAAUUUUAACCAUAUGGCUGUUCAAACACCGGCGAUUUAGGUUCCUGCACGAAACAGGACUUGCCAUGAUUUAUGGCCUGCUGGUGGGUGUGAUCCUGCGGUUUGGCGUCCAUGUGCCUCAGAGCAUGAGUGACGUGAUCCUCAGCUGCGCUGUCAACGCCAGUCCUGCUACUCUGCUGGUCAACGUCAGCGGGCGAUUCUACGAGUACACUCUGAAGGGGGAAGUCAGCCGGGGCAAAGGGCACCAAGUGCAGGACGAUGAGAUGCUGAGAAAGGUGACCUUUGACCCAGAAGUGUUUUUCAACAUUCUGCUGCCUCCCAUCAUCUUCCACGCAGGUUACAGUCUGAAAAGGAGACAUUUCUUCAGAAACAUCGGCUCCAUCCUGGCCUAUGCUUUCAUGGGAACAGUUAUAUCCUGCUUUGUCAUUGGGCUGAUCAUGUAUGGCGUUGUGUCCUUCAUGAAAGUUGUGGGCCAGCUUGGGGGAGAUUUUUUCUUUACUGACUGUCUUUUCUUCGGAGCCAUCGUUUCGGCAACAGAUCCAGUGACAGUGCUGGCUAUCUUCAAUGAGCUAAAGGUAGAUGUGGACUUAUAUGCUUUACUCUUUGGGGAGAGUGUCCUCAAUGAUGCUGUGGCCAUCGUCCUCUCUUCCUCCAUUGUGGCGUACCAGCCUGCGGGAGACAACAGCCACAGCUUUGAGGCCAUGGCCUUGUUGAAUUCCUUCGGCAUCUUCCUGGGCGUCUUCAGUGGAUCUUUUGCUCUUGGGGUGGCCACUGGCGUCAUGACCGCUCUCGUGACCAAGUUCACUAAGCUGAGGGACUUCCCAUUGCUGGAGACAGCUCUCUUUUUCCUCAUGUCAUGGAGCACCUUUCUAUUGGCUGAGGCCUGCGGGUUCACAGGCGUUGUGGCUGUGCUGUUCUGUGGGAUCACUCAGGCUCACUACACUUUUAACAAUCUCUCCCCUGACUCUCAGGACAGGACCAAACAGCUGUUUGAGCUGCUAAAUUUCCUGGCAGAGAACUUCAUCUUCUCCUACAUGGGGCUGACUCUCUUCUCCUUCCAGUCACAUGUCUUCAACCCUUUGUUCAUCAUUGGAGCCUUUGUGGCCGUGUUUCUGGGGAGGGCAGCGAACAUCUACCCUUUGUCCUUUCUGCUCAACCUGGGCCGCAAGAACAAGAUCGGAUUUAACUGUCAGCAUGUCAUGAUGUUUGCAGGUCUGCGUGGGGCGAUGACCUUUGCUCUUUCUAUCCGAGACACAGCGACAUACGCGCGCCAGAUGAUGUUUUCCACCACCCUCCUAAUUGUCUUCUUCACUGUGUGGAUCUGUGGAGGGGGCACCACACCUAUGCUGUCCUUCAUGAGCAUACCGGUGGGUGUGGACUCUGAUCAAGACAACUCUAGUUCAGCAGUGUUGGACGGGUCACAGCGGAGGAACACCAAACAUGAGAGCGCCUGGCCCUUCAGGAUCUGGUAUAACUUUGACCACAACUACCUGAAGCCCCUCUUGACCCACAGCGGCCCUCCCCUCACUGCUACUCUGCCUGCUUGUUGUGGGCCGCUGGCACGAUGCCUCACCAGCCCACAGGCCUAUGAGAACGAAGGUCAGCUCCGCGACGACGACUCUGACUUCAUCCUGAACGAUGCCAGCGUGAGCUCCAUGUAUGCCGACGUCACUGUCAGCACGGACGCCUCCGGAUCCCACACCAUCAACCACAAGCGUGCGUCCAGCACCGGGGGCGGCCCACCUGAUGAAGGUAUGGAUCACGAACUCGCAUUGGCAGAACACGAAGUAGCGAUCAGGGGCACACGCCUGGUCCUGCCCAUGGAUGACCCAGUCGAGCCCCCAAUCACAGUCACCCUGCCCCCGCCUCCUUCCCCACCACGCUCCGACCCUCGCAGGCACAGACUGUGAGAAGGCUUGCACUGUCAGGAUACCGUUUGUAGUUUUCAACACAAAUCAUCUAACUUGAUUUCACAAGAAAAUAGCAUCUGUUAGUUGAUUUGUUUGGAUUUGUGACAAACGGCCUUAACAGAUUGAGUCCUAUAAAAGCACCACCUUGCUAAUGGUUUUAAAAAAGUCUCAUCUUUGUGACUUGAGGUGUGCAUUGAUUUAACUACCCAUUAAGAUGGAUUACUAUAAUGUUGAAUAUGAUUGUACUACAUGUAAGCCACCAUUCCAGGAAGCUUAACAAUGAGGCUAUGGUAUUAGUGAGUUUGUUCUACUGUGGUGAUAUGCCAGUGCUGCUCUCUAAAAGUGAAACUCCCUCCAGCUAUGGGGCGAUCCCUCAGCGUUAAAUAUGCAGUUCAUUUUUUUCUCUGUUGUGAAGUUGCUCCUGACAACAGGACUUGUAUUUGUCUACUAUUAAGGUAAGAUGACCUACAAUAACUAACAUUUAGGGCGGCAUGUUUUGCUCUGGUACCACUUAGUAAGGGGUGUUAAAGACCCCUCACACUACAGUUACAUUACUAAUUUUACUCCACAGACUUGUAAGUGUGCGGUUUGUUUGCCUCCCUCUCAAACUGCUUCCACAACAGAGUCAAGCCGCUUCUCCACUAUCUUAAAUUUUAGCACUGCCUGCCUCUUUCUCUUCUUGAUCAGACUUUUUCAUUUAUUUAUUUAAAAAAAAAAAAGAUCAAAAAUACUUUAUUUAUAAAAUUUAUUUUGUUUAUUUAUUAUUUAUUUAUUGUUUUGUAGUGGGAAAUAAGUGAUUUAUCUUUAAAAAUGGGACUGCUUGGUGGUGAAAGGCUGUUAUGCACCUUUUCCUGUCUAAUGUGUGCAUAUUAAAAUAUCUCCUUCCUGUUCUGUAGCAGAUCCUUCUACUUUAUACUUGGAAACUAGAGCUUCCAUUGUGUGUAUUUUACAAUUGUGUGUGUGAUUGUGUGUAGCUGAUGUCAGAAUGAAACUGUCCAAAUCUACUGACGUGGUUAUUAGGGCUACUGUCUGUUUCUGGGUUUUCUGUCAUCAUCUGGUUUAAUUUUCUGUCUAAAAAACCCCAAAACACAACAACAAAAAAAAACAAGUAACUGCCGUGUCUUUGUGAUGUUGAAUCAAAGAUGACUGAGGGCUGGCUGAACUGUUUUGAAUUAAAGUGCCUAUUCAGAAAUUCAAUUACUUAAUGUAGAUUUGUACAUAUUUUGAUUUGCUGAUGUGCAGUAAGAUGAUUCUUGGUUUUUAUAUGACACUAAACCUUUUGAUGCUGUUGAAUACUGUUUUGCCAGCUUAUGUAGGCCAUUAGGUGAUAAUCUGUAAUGUAUUUGUAUUUGAUGUAUUCAAAAGGUGGAGAGCCUAAAAGAACGCAAAUAAAAACACAGUCCUUUCAUUAAGGGGAAAUAACAAGUAUCAUAUAUAUUUUAUCAGAUAUAAUCUUUUUCUGAACAAUGUACCUAUGGAAAAUGUAUACAUGAAUGCAACAAAAACCUGGCAACAUGUUUUUGGCUUUUUAUUUGCCAGUUAGGUCAAGAGAAAGACACUGUUACAGUAGGAUACCACUGACUUUUUUUCUCCUUGUUGGGGAAACCAGCUUGUUGGUUCUGUUCCCACCUCAGUGAGAGAUAUUUUGCACUAAGGCAUCUCCUUAGUUAACUGAGAUCCGUGUCUGUCCUGUUUUCUGCAGAUCAGGUUGGAUAUUUAUUUAAAUUCCCAUGCAUUUCUUUUUCUUUUUACAUUCAAGCAGAAUUCUUUGAGUUUCUACAUAAUCAUCUGGAGAUGUGGGAAUGAGUGAAGUAGCAUUUUGUUCUUUCAGUAACGUACCCUUUGGUUUUCAUUUAUUGUUUAAAUGUAAUUGUAAACCAUUAUAAACACACUUUGUUGUACAAUUACAACAGAUGUAACCACACUUAAAACUACAAAUCAGAACAUGUUUGAUUUAGUUUUUUUACUGUUUGUAGAAACAGUUUAAUGACAGUUGUAUUUGUGAAAGGUACAAUUGCAAUAGGUCUAUAUAGGUGAAUGUUUUUAAAAUGUGAUUUUUUGUUGAUUGGGAAAUAAUCUCAGAUUGAAAAAAAAAAUCUCUGUGUAUUCCUGAAGUUAUUAACAGUGUCUCUUCAGUCAGACAUCUUGCAAAUGUACUAGAAGAAAAUAAAAAACAAUUCUUGAAAUGGA
Molecule: messenger RNA, 4433 nt
Organism: Micropterus salmoides (largemouth bass)
Lineage: Eukaryota; Metazoa; Chordata; Actinopteri; Centrarchiformes; Centrarchidae
Product: sodium/hydrogen exchanger 6-like
Exons: 16
Coding region: 132-2243 (703 amino acids)
Biological process (GO): regulation of pH; proton transmembrane transport; sodium ion transport
Cellular component (GO): membrane; recycling endosome
Molecular function (GO): sodium:proton antiporter activity
Source: RefSeq, a predicted model, not a curated record